CAGAGCUGGCACCAGUGUCGCCGAGUCGAGCAACCGUUCGGAGCGGCGGAUGACCUCGUACGAUGGCAAGCCAACGUACGCCGCCCUCGCCAGAGGAUGUGCGGGUCAGACGGACGGCCUGGCGCGAGGACGACAGCGAUAGCUCGAGCUCGUCGAGCGUUCGAUCAACCACGCCGGCACCGUCUGCCAGUGCGAGCAGAAAGUCUUCCAGGAAUGUCUUGUAUGGCAGAGGGAGCUCCCCUGUCCCCGGCACAUCUCCCGGCGCAGAGAACAGCUUCUCGCGACCCAAGAGGAGCGGCAGAACGCCCUUGUCUCCGUCGCAAGCUGCUACCACGACAGGCUCGCCAGAUGUCAAGAAGCAAGGCAGCAGGAUGUUCCCCGAUACGAGCAAACCCUUGCCUCCGCUCCAUCGGAGCUCGGCAGACUCACUGUCGCGAGGCAAAGAUGCCCGGGUAGGCUUGGGAUUAGCUCAGCCCUCUGCGACCGGCAGGCAAAGAUCGGACUCGCUCUCCUCUUCCUCGAGCGAUGUACCCCGCAAAUCGCGAACGAGCUCCACGCCUGAUCUCGGGCGCACUGUGUCUGCUCCCCGAACGAGCAAGCCAAGCUCGAAGACGGCUAGCCCGCAGCAGUUGUCGAAACGCGGGUCGGGCCUCUUUGGCGUCAGGAGUAGAGACUCUGGCUACAUACAAUAUGAUCCAGAGAGUAUAGCCAUGGGGCGUACAGCCUCGGGUAGCAAACGCGAGGGAGGAUCUUCCUCAUCAUCACUCCACUCUCGGAGCGCCCGUCGUACGUCGUCCAGCUCGAACAGGCAUCAGAGCCCCGCCGAGCUAGGCUUUGUAGCUGUCUCUCAAUCGCUCUCGAACGAAUCCGGUAGUGCUAGCACCUCCACGACUGGUAGAUCUGGCUCGAGACCUCACUCGCCUUAUCAAUCUGGCUCGUCCGAGUUUCCUGCGUCAGCCCAACCGCAACGCCGGAUUCCGCUGGGCAGCCGCUUGUCGUACAGCAGCAUAGAAGCACCCUCGCCCACUCUAAGUGAUUCAAAGUCCAUCUCCAGUCAGUCUGAUCGCAGACGAUCAGGCGCGCCUGUCAAUCGAGCACGCGCGAGCUCGGCUCAGCUCUCUCCAAGAAUCUGGACAACUGAGCUUGCGCAGCCUGUCGACAAAGUCAACAGCUCUGAAGGUGAGAUGGACAAGUUCUCGGAAGCCGAAUCUACUACCUCUUCUCGGCGCUCGAGAAGAUCGACCGAGCAGUCACUCCGACUGAUCGGACGUGGUGGCAUAGCGACACCGCCAGCCGUGCGAGAAGAUGCCUCCGAUGGCGCAUAUCUAGAUGUCAAAGCGAGACCUUCCUUAGAUGAGCCUGACACAGCACCUCGUGUUGCUAACAGUCGCAAAGCGCCAGUGCCCUUACCUGCCAAAUCGCCGAGACGGUCUCAGACGAUUGCAAUGGUGCCAGAUCACCGGUCUGCCAGUUCACCAGCGCGAAUCGCUUUGCCCACACUGACCGUGCAGUCUGCGAGCCCAUCGCCUCGCAAGCCUCAGAUACCGCUAGAAAUCAAUGAUGAAGGAGCAGAGCAGACUCCUACCAGCGCAAGUCCGAUCAGGCAUGAUUAUGCGGGCUUUCCAGACACUGCGGCGGACACACCAGUCGAUGCGGAGCCUGCAGAACCGGAAAGCGUGCCCAUGCCUCGCAUCAGAUCUGCUGGAACAAUUGCAGCAGAGCCAACCCAACGUAAUUCCUGGUCGCCGCUAUCCCUUGCUCUAGGCUUGCCGAAUCUCGUCGGGCUCGGCACAAGCACUCUCAAAGGAUUCCGACCCGCCGAUCUGGCUACGCCUACUGAAGCCGAAGUGCAAGAAACGCGACUUGUCUCGCCUGAUCUGCAUCCCAAGGGACACAACAAGCAUGAUUCGAUCACAUCGCUUGCUAGCUCAAGAAGCGACUGGUCUGCCUACUCGGUUUAUGCAUCAGAAUCGCCUGCAUGGGAAUCGCACAGUCCCACAUCGCCUGCUUUCAAUGCCGCUUCUUUCAAUCAAAUUCAAGAGGAAUCGGAGGAUGAUGAUGCAGGCGAUGACUCGGAAGAGGCGCAGAGGGCACGUCAGGCUCGCAAAGCCGCAGAGGCAGAUCGUCGUAAAAGGACAGCGAUCAUGUUCAGUCAGCAGGCAGAUCGGAUGGCCAACGAUACUUCGCCCACAGACAGGACGCGCCCACCUCUACGCGUUGUCCCUUCGACGUCACCUCCUGCUGCUGGAAGCUAUUCUCCAGGCUCCUUCACGCAGGAGGCUCUUUUCAACACAGAUCCGUAUCCUGGCGCUGCAAUGCCUAGCAGCCCAAGACGGGGUAACACAGAAGAUGGCAGUGCACCGCGUACGCCGCCAAGAACACGUAGCAAAGCCUCAAGGGCGCCGGGUGAAGCGACUUCUAUGACUCGCAGAUCUUCAAACGCUUCCCUUAUCAGUCAGAAUAGGGGCAAUUCGCCUGAUCUGCCGAGAAGACAGUCUAGCUUGUCCAUUGAGAAAAUGGAAGCGAAGACGAAGCGACGUGACAGGUCAGGCUCCUCGAGUCCGACUGCGUUCCGCAAUUCGCCAGUUUCCACACCUGGCUUGUCAGCGUAUGCCACGCCAGAUGUCACGACGCCGCCAGACGUCAAUGCGUUAAACAAGGCAGACCUCAUCAAUCCUCGUGCGCCGCGACAGGUCUCUGGCGGGAUCAUGCAGGUGGCAGCGGCAGAUGAGAAAGUAUCCAAGCGACUCACGCAGACAGGCGACAAGCUACAGGAGCAUCUGCAGGCCGAGCAAGUCGCACUCACUCAUCGACAACAGCAAAGGCGAGGCUGGGCGAUACAGGAGCUUCUGCGCACAGAAGCCGCUUUCGCGACUGAUAUGGCCAUCUUGCGAGAUGUCUACCUGGCUCGAGCGCGAGGCAUGGAUCUGCACGCGAUCAGCAAGCAUAUCAGUGAAGUCGAGUACGCUCCACCUACGCAGCCAAUGGAAUUUCACGAGCCAGGUCUAUCGCACUCGACGGCGACAAGCGAACGCCUUGCAAAUGGUCGAAUAUCGAGUACAGCGUUUUCGCCUUCGGCAUCGUUCACCUCAUCAUUCGCAACGCUCGUAGCGCCAUCCACAACGUCACUCGAUGCACCGCUCAGCGCUCAUGAUAUCAAGAAGAUCUUUCUCAAUCUUGAGGAUGUUGCCAGCUUCUCAGAGCGGUUCUCGACGCUUCUGCAUUCGGCUCAGGGGACGCUGGGUCAGCAAAGUAUGGAUGGGCAGUCGGCUACGAUUGUAGGCGACACAAUCGGCGCGACCUUUGUAGAGAUGCUGCCCCGUAUCCAGAGCAUCUACACGCGGUACUGCUCACGACACGACGCGGCUAUUCAGCGACUGAGCGAGAUGACGCCGUUCAUCGGAGAUUAUCUUGCGGAAUGUCGCGACCUAUGCCGGACGAUGACAAAUGCUUGGGAUCUCGCGAGCUUGCUCAUUAAGCCCGUACAACGCGUGCUCAAGUAUCCUCUGCUCAUCGAUGCAAUCUUGAGCAACACGGCAUCAGAUCACCCGGACUACAAUGCCCUUCGGCGUGCCAACGAGGCAAUACUCGCGGUCGCAGAAGACAUCAACGAGGCCAAGCGGCGUCACGAGCUCAUUGGCAAGGCCCUUGGCCGAGGCUCGGCGAAGUCUGCAUCCAAAGUCGAUGUCUCUACUAGCAAAGCAACCAAAAAGCGACCCGAAAACUCUCAUUCUCGUGCAUCGCUGAGCAGCGUCACCAAGAAGUUUGGUCGUGCCAGCCAGAAAGCCAGACAAGAGCUUGGCAUGGAUGCCCCGCUACAGAUUGAGCAGAGCCUCACACAUCUGAUUGAAGAACUUGAUGCAAAGGAAGCUGCAAUCCGCAACUUUCGCUCGGCUGCAAAGGCGUGGUCGCGCUCGGUCGCAGCGUAUCUGGCUUCGCAGAUCUCGCUCCUCGAGCAGUGGGCGUUGUGCAACGCGCGUAUUGACGUCUCGGCCAUGAUGUCUAUUGCCGACCGCGGAGAGAAGUCAUUGCUCAAUUCUGCGCUCACUGUCAUCAGACUAUCUGUCGCGGAUUGGCAGAAGAUGGACAUACAACUUCGUGCUCUUCUGACGAAUCGAAUCGAUCCUUUGCUGAUCCUGCUGAAGAAUCCGCGGAUCGUCAUUGCGAAUUGUCAAGACAAGCUGCUUGAUAAGGAAAGAUACAAGAAUGCGAAAGGCUCUGCGGAUCGCGCAAAGGGACUUGAAGCGGCAACGGCCUGCGAUGCUCUCACGCUGCAGCUGACGGAAGAGCUGCCUCGGCUUUGCGUGUCAAUGACGCGCUAUUUCGACAUUGUCCUCGUUCAAUGGGCACAGAUUCAGGCGGGCUACUUUAGCAAAAGUCAUGCUCACUGGGCUAGCAUUCGACUACCGGCGAGCUCGACAGAUGCUCCCGGGUCAAGCUUGGUCAUGCAAUGGUGGCUCAAGCACAAGAACGCGUCUGAAGUCUACGAGCAGCUACUGCUUUCCAAUGAUUCGUCAAGACGCCCUAGCCUGCGUGAGAGCACCGAGGGCGAUCCUGCCGACACGAUCUCUCUCGUCGAAAGUAGUAGAGGACCUUCGUUCAAGUCGGUCGGGGAAGCAUCACCGAGCAUGAUGUCGUCGACAACCACGCCUGAAGGCUCAAUUCACGCGCGACGUGCAACGACAGAUGCAGUCAUCGAUGCGGACACUGUCUCGAUAAAUGAGAGACCAGCGAGAGCGAGCCUGCCACUCAGCUCGGGUGCAGCUGCAACUGCCCGACAUUGGCUGAGUCGACGGCGUAGCCGACCGCGCAUCAAUUCGGAUGAAGGCGGAUUGACGCCGGAGAACGAAGAAGUGCCGCCGAUGCCGACUGUUCUCCCUGCGCUCGGCUUCCAGAAAGAGAGCGUCAAAGCGAGCGCGGCAACAAAUUCGUCUCUGGGUACGAAUGUUGGUGGCGAAUCUCGUGCGUUAGAAGACAAGCCGGUACUGUAUCGCGUACGAGCAGUAGACGACACCGAUUCGACUUCACCAAACGGAUCUGCGACGACGUAUCCCAUCAUUUCGCAGCGUGCUGGCGAUGUCUACGAGGUGCUCCACGUAGAUGCGCCAGAACGACCGGAUACUUGGCUGUUUGUCCGCACGGUCUACAAGUCCUACGGCUGGGUCAGCGCCGUGGGUGUCACACUUUUGCCAUGAGACGAACAAGAUUAGCAGUUUUUCUUUAAUGACGGGCAGACGGAUGUUUUGUUGCGACUUGUGAUGUACCUUAGUAUUGCAGCAUGAGUGUGCAU
Molecule: messenger RNA, 5290 nt
Organism: Mixia osmundae IAM 14324
Lineage: Eukaryota; Fungi; Basidiomycota; Mixiomycetes; Mixiales; Mixiaceae
Exons: 5
Coding region: 63-5195 (1710 amino acids)
Molecular function (GO): guanyl-nucleotide exchange factor activity
Source: RefSeq, a predicted model, not a curated record